GCCUCCGCGAGCCUUGCCGCGACCGUGUGCCUCCACGCCGUGCUACACGUUCCCAUUGAAAACUUGUGCCAAACAGUGCUACCUAGAUUCUUGUAUUUAGUGUUAAUUCGGAUUGCAGUGUUGUGCUUUUGUGUGUGCUAAAAGCGUAUGAUUAUGAACGGAACUGCGUAAAGGAUUCUGGAGGUUUCAGUGACAAUGCGCGAGCGGUGAGAGCAACAGUCGCGCGAUGUUGCGCGCAAUUAUCUGUCUUCUGGUCGCCUCGGCGGCCGGCGAGCACGUACGCGAGUUCACCGUCCGAGAGAACGCCCGCGCAGGCGCCCUUGUUGGCCACCUCGGGGACGAACUGCCCGACGCCGCCCCACCGUACACCAUCGUCCCGGUCCUCGGUAGUGCCGUUAAUGACGACCUGAAAAUAGAUCCCCACACUGGAGAAAUACGGACACGAGUGCCAUUAGACAGAGAGAAUAGGGACCAUUACGCUCUAGUCGCUAUCCCCGCUAGCGGUGAUAAUAUCCGCGUAGUCGUCCGCGUGUCUGAUGAGAACGAUAACGCUCCCACAUUCCCCACCGCGGUCAUGAACGUUGAGUUCUCCGAAAACACACCUAGAGAUGUCAAGAGGAAACUCAAUCCCGCUAAGGAUCAGGAUUUAGACAUUUUCAAUACCCAAAGAUAUAAUAUUGUGUCGGGGAAUACAGAUAACGCUUUCAGACUAUCAUCACAUAGAGAACGUGACAGCGUUCUGUAUUUAGAUCUUCAAAUUAAUGGUUUUCUUGAUAGAGAAACGACAGACCAUUAUGAAUUGGUCAUAGAAGCAUUGGAUGGUGGAACGCCACCCUUGCGAGGGACAAUGACUGUAAAUAUUACUAUUUUAGAUGUAAAUGAUAACCCGCCAGUAUUCGCUGAAAGCGCAUAUUCAGCUAUGAUACCUGAAAAUGCUACUGUAGGAACUGCAGUGUUGAAAGUUUUCGCUACGGACUCUGAUGCAAGUGAAAACGGUUUAAUUGAAUACUCUAUUAAUAGAAGACAGAGUGACAAAGAAAAUAUGUUCAAAAUAGACCCAAAUACAGGUGAAAUUACUGUAAAUAAAGCUUUAGAUUUCGAGACCAAAGAAUUACAUGAAUUAGUCGUUGUCGCUAGAGAUAAAGGCGCGCAGCCGUUAGAGACAACAGCAUUUGUAUCAAUACGUGUUACUGAUGUAAAUGAUAACCAGCCUACAAUUGACGUGAUAUUUUUAAGCGAUGACGCUACGCCAAAAAUAUCAGAGGCGGCGCAGUUAGAUGAAUUCGUGGCUAGAAUAUCUGUACACGAUCCUGAUUCGAAAACGGAGUACUCAAACGUUAACGUAACUUUAAGCGGUGGCGAUGGACAUUUCGAUUUGCGGACGCAUGAUAAUAUCAUAUACUUAGUGGUAGUUGCUUUACCGUUAGAUCGCGAAUCUCAGUCUUCGUACACGUUGAAUGUAGUUGCAACUGAUAAAGGCUCGCCUCCAUUGCACGCUUCGCGUAUAAUCAAUCUGCGAGUGACAGAUGUUAACGAUAAUCCCCCAGUAUUUCUUGAAAGCGUUUAUAAAACGAGUGUCCCAGAGGCCGCUGCGCCCGGUACUCCAGUACUGCAAGUGUCAGCCAGUGACGUAGACGAGGGUGAAAAUUCGGAAAUACGUUACUCUUUGCUUCCCACUCCCCAGUCAGAUUGGUUCUUGAUCGAUGAGCGUUCUGGUCUAGUUACAACUCGAUCCCGUGUCGAUUGUGAGACGAAUCCUAUGCCGCGUUUGACGGUGGUGGCGAGUGAUCGUGGUAAUCCUCCUAUGUCCUCAACCGCCACGUUGCUAGUGACAGUGCUGGAUGUGAAUGACAACGAGCCGAUAUUCGACCAAUCCUUCUACAAUGUCACCGUGCCGGAGAAUGAAGCGGUCGGCAGCUGUAUUUUAAAGAUGUCAGCUAUCGACCCAGACUGUGGAGUGAAUGCAAUCGUCAACUACACGCUUGGGGAGGGUCUGGCUCGUCCACAGUUCUCGGUGAAGCCUGACUCCGGAGACCUCUGUAUCGUAGCGCCUCUCGACCAUGAAGCCAAUGCUGAUUACGAGUUUCCAGUUAUAGCCACUGAUAGAGGGGGCCUGUCCACGACUGCUAUGGUGAAGAUCCAACUGCUAGAUAUAAACGACAACGUACCAGCAUUUACUGUGAAGGAUUACAAUGUAUCUUUAAAAGAGGGAAGGGUCUCGACCACUGAGCCGAUAGUAGCGGUGUCCGCGAGUGAUGCGGAUUCCGGAAGAUUUGGAACUAUCACGUACAGAAUAGUUGGUGGGAAUGACAAUGAUGUGUUCAGAAUCGAUCGCAGCACCGGAGAGAUAUUCGUGAUAAAGCCGGCGCUGAUACAGACGAAUGGGAAGUUCGAUCUGGAGGUGUCUGCGACUGACGGCGGCGGUCUGACUGCUCCUCAAAGUGCUAUAGUCCACGUGGCGGUGAUGCCGGCUGGAGUGGGGUCGGCGUUGUUCGACAAGCCGAGAUACAAUUUUCGGGUGCGAGAAGACGUGCGGAGUGGGACGAUUGUGGGAAACUUGAAAGCCACAGGCGCGGAUAGAGGUAAAGUCGUGCGAUACAGCAUUGUCUCCGGAGAUAUCGGUCACCACUUCACCAUAGAACCCCACACUGGAGCUAUAAGAACAUCGGGACAGCUGGACAGGGAAGCUGCUUCUUCGUACCUUCUCAACGUUAGAGCUGCCAAUGGGAAUACUGCUAGCUAUGAUCAAACACAGGUUCAAAUAACACUUGAAGAUGUGAAUGACAACGCGCCAGAAUUCGGCACGUCAUCUGUCAAAGUAUCAGUAGCAGAGUCAGCGGCUGUGGGAUCCGUGGUCUACGCAGCGAGGGCUACUGAUGAAGAUGAUGGGAAGAAUGGACAAGUGACAUACACUCUGCUGUCAGCUACUGGACCUACGAACACUUUUGCUGUUAACCAUCAACAUGGACUUGUCACGUUGUUGAAAUCAUUGGACUACGAGAAUCUUGUACGUCACACUCUAAUUAUAUCAGCCGAAGAUGGCGGAUCGCCCUCACUCAGCGCAAAUCUCACGUUGGUCAUCGACGUGCAAGACGUAAAUGACAACCCACCUGUCUUCGAACAUGACACUUACAGCGCUAAUGUUUACGAGUCCGAAGCUGUAAACGCAAAGAUCAUAGAAAUUCAAGCAAUCGACAAGGACACCGGGAACAAUGCUCGCAUCACCUAUCGCAUCGCAUCAGACAAUAACACGGAGCACUUUAAAGUUCAGCCGAGCACCGGCUGGGUGCAGCUGGCGAUGGAGCUCGAUCGAGAAUCGAUCCCACAACACAACAUGACAAUAAUAGCCACGGAUAAUGGUAUCCCGCCGCUGUCGGCGACCGUCAGUCUUGUCGUCAGUGUGCUGGAUGCCAACGAUAAUGAUCCAGUUUUCUCGCAAGCCAACUAUGAGUUCCACGUCGAGGAGAAUCGCAAGGCUGGCGCGUUCGUUGGCAGGAUCGCGGCGAGCGAUGCGGAUUUGGGUGAUAAUGCUGCGGUCAGGUACAGCCUGUUCCCGUCCAACACCAGCUUCGUCGUAAACCCCGUGACAGGGAUCAUAACUACCAAAGAGAUGUUAGAUCGAGAAUUGAGACAUUCGUAUUCCCUUUUUGCUGAGGCCAAAGAUCAAGGUUCCCUUCCAAGAUCAAGCAGGGUGCCAGUUUCCAUUAAGAUCACUGACGUUAAUGAUAAUGCACCCGAAAUAGUCGAUCCUAGAGAAGAUGUGGUCAGUGUAAGAGAAGAACAACAGCCUGGUGCAGAAGUGGCGAGAGUGAAGGCGAUAGAUAGAGACAAUGGAGUAAAUGCAUCAGUGACAUACUCAAUUCUCAACGAUAGGGACACGGAUGGUUUUGGCGUGUUCGUUAUUGAUUCUUCAACUGGUGUUAUAAAAACGAGUACAGUUCUGGACCAUGAGGAAAGGUCUAUUUACCGCUUAACUGUUGCUGCUAUAGAUGGUGGUCACCCUCCAAGACAAACGAUUCGUCAAUUAAAAGUUGAAGUACUGGAUUUAAAUGACAAUAGACCUACAUUUACCAGUUCAAGUCUAUCGUUCAAAGUGCGUGAAGAUUCUAAAGUUGGCCACAUAGUUGGUACAGUUACAUGCUGUGAUAGUGACAUACACGAAAAUACGAUAAAUGGAGAAGAAGAACGACAAAUAUCGUAUCUUUUAAUGUCCUUAACAUCCGACCAUUCACCAGGGACUUUUGAAAUUGAUCGAAGAACAGGCUCUUUGGUUGUAGCAAGACAACUUGAUAGAGAAAUACAGGAUGAAUAUAGACUAGAAGUUAGAGCUUUAGAUACAUCAGCAACAAAUAACCCACAGAGUAGUGCAGUCACGGUCAGGAUCGAAAUUAUAGAUAUUAACGACAAUGCUCCACAGUGGCCUGAAGAUCCCAUUAAAAUAGAAGUGUCUGAAACCACAGCGGUCGGUAUGACUAUCUACAAUUUUACAGCAAGGGAUUUGGAUGCCGGUGUUAACGGAGAACUCAGCUUUCAUAUUGUUUCAUCUCUACCAACAUCAAAGAAUAUUUUCAAUCUAGAUCCAUUAACAGGAACACUAACGCUGAUGUCCCCACUUGACUACGAAACGCUAAAAGAGUAUUGGUUGGUAGUUGAAGCUGUUGAUCAAGCGAUAAAUAUAACUGAGAGGAUUUCAACAUCAGCUACUGUUCACGUAAUGGUAACAGAUGCGAACGAUAAUACUCCAACUUUUGUGUCUGCUCGAAAAGUAUCCGUAACCCUAAAUGCUUUGACUGGAGUAUUAUAUCAAGCUUUAGCAAUAGACGCUGAUGCUGGAGAUAACGGCAAAAUUUCGUACUACAUAUCGAAUGGAAAUGACAAUUCGUAUUUUACAAUAGACUAUAGUAGCGGAAAGUUGUCAUUGUCGAAUAAAUUUUCAUCGGAUGCAUCUAAAAUGAAACCUGGCCAAUAUAAGUUAAAUUUGACUGCUUCUGAUCAUGGCGUUCCAUUUCCUAAACAGAGCCAUAUGACCUUACAAUUACAUUUACAAGAAUCUACAAAUACCCCACCAAGGUUUACUGAAACAUUGUACAAAGCGAACAUUAGUGAAGAUAUUCGUCCCGGAAGCUUUGUAACGAGAGUCGUAGCCAAGUCAUCUCGAGGAAAUUCAGGUAAUCUCAAUUACAUGAUUCCAUCUGGUGUAGCAAACGAUAAAUUUGCCAUCGAUGAACAUACAGGGACUAUCACAGUACGAUCCAAAAUUGACCGAGAAGAAAAAGAACAAUACACAUUUCCCGUCUAUGUCACGGAUUCGGGUACAUUUCAGUCUACCACGAAUUUUGACGUGGCAACCGUUAUCAUUAGUAUUUUGGAUGAUAACGACAAUGCUCCCGCAUUCAAACCUGGCUCUUGCUACACUUUAACAGUACCUGAAAAUAAUGAACCCGAAGUCAUACACACCGUAUCAGCUACUGAUAAAGAUAUUGGAGCCAAUGGCGUCAUAACGUACAGCAUUACAUCUGGAAAUAACGGAAAUAAAUUUUCAAUAGACUCUACAUCUGGAAAACUAACUGCUAAGACGCUUGAUCGUGAAACACAAUCGAGAUAUGAGUUGACAAUAACGGCAUAUGACCACGGAUCACCCUUAGCGUUGCAGGGUUCUUGUAAUAUUACUAUUAUGGUUGAAGAUCAAAAUGACAAUGACCCGGUAUUUGAUACCGGCCAUUACUCAGCUGCUAUCCCAGAAGAUGCUCCUAUUGAAACAUCCAUAAUAAAAGUAAGAGCUACCGACGCUGAUUUAGGGUAUAAUAAACGUAUAGUCUAUUCCCUAGCAAAUGAAAGUCAAGGCUUAUUUCGCAUAGAUAAUAAAACUGGAAUUAUUUUCACCACCGGGCACUUUGAUAGAGAAAAAGUUGGUGUAUAUCGCUUCGAAGCUGUUGCUACGGAUCAAGGACGGUAUAUUGCCAGGUCCCAAAGAGUAUCCGUUGAAGUAACCAUAAACGAUGUAAAUGAUAAUAAGCCUAUAUUUACUAAAUACCCAUUUCGAGAACAAAUGGCAACAUUAACACCUCCAGGGCAAAGUUUACUACGAGUUGCAGCAACAGAUAAUGAUAUUGGAAUAAACGCUGAAAUUCUAUAUGAACUUUUAGAUACUUCCAAUCACAAAUUUCGGAUAAAUCCUACCACUGGAGUACUUACAGCUACACAAAGUCUUGCUAGUGAAAAUGGGAGACUGUUGCAUUUGAAAGUAAUAGCCAAAGAUAAGGGCAAUCCUCCGCAAAGCUCAGUGGGACUGAUUGAGUUACGUAUAGGAGAUUUCUCAGACCAAAGCCCAACGUUGAAUUUCCAAAAUACAACUUACAAUAUUACUAUUGAAGAAAAUUUACCCUAUGGCAAAGAAGUGUUGCAGGUUACCGCAUUGCGAAGUGACGGAAGACGACAAAGAGUCAUUUAUGAAAUAGGCAAUGGAAAUGACCAAUAUGCUUUCGAAAUCGAUAGUAAUUCUGGCAUCAUUAGAGUCAAUAAUUCAGAAAAUUUGGAUUAUGAAACUUACCCAGGACCAAGAAGAACUCUUGUAAUAGUCGCAAGAACUGAAGGUUCUCCAGUUUUGUAUGGUUAUUGUGAAGUCAUUAUAAAUCUUUCUGACCAAAAUGAUCAUGCGCCAAGGUUUACACAACAGCAGUACAUAGCUAAUGUGUUCGAAGGCAACACGAAAGGCGAAUUUGUCGUUCAACUAGCCGCAAAAGAUGAUGACAAGGGAGCCAAUGCAAAAAUUUUAUAUCACAUCGUGGAUGGCAAUCACGAUAACGCAUUUAUUAUAGAACCAGCGUUUUCUGGUUCAGUGAAAACGAAUAUCGUUCUCGAUCGAGAAAUACGUGAGUCAUAUAAACUGACUGUAAUUGCGACAGAUGAAGGAAAUCCACAAAUGACUGGAACAGCCACACUUCGGAUUAAUAUCGUUGAUGUUAAUGAUAACCAACCGACAUUUCCUCCGCCAAACGUCAUAUCAGUAUCUGAAGGAACGGAAGUUGGCUCAAUACUCACAUCUGUGACUGCGAAUGACGUAGAUACCUAUCCCGCUCUGAAGUACGCUCUGGUAGACGAUACGAGCAUAUUUUCUAUAGAUAGAUACAGCGGUAAAAUAGUACUUAAUAGGGCAUUGGAUUUUGAAACACGUAAAAGUUAUACGAUAAACGUCACCGCAUCGGACACGGAACACAUUACCGACACCACUUUGACAAUACAACUCACUGAUAUUAAUGACAAUGCACCUGUUUUCCAAGAAGUUUCCUACAACAGCGUUUUACCAGAAGGAUCAGGAACAUUAGAAGUUGGCGUUGUAAAAGCUAUCGAUAGUGACAGUGGUGAAAAUAGCAACGUAUCAUAUGCUUUUCUUCAGCCGAGGGACGGCUUUUACAUCGACGCCGCUAGUGGAGUCAUCUUCGUCAACUUCAGUGCCCUGCCCGCUAGUCGCAGAGAUGUCCAGCUAGCAGUUGUCGCCACUGACCACGGCAAACCGAAUAGAUCAGCCAUAGCUUCAGUCAGAAUAAGCAGCGGCGCUUCAUCUGAAAUAAAACCUUUCAUUGGACAAGAUACGUACAGAAUCACUGUCAAUGAAGACACGAAAGAGGGAACAUCUUUAUUGCAAAUUGGUGGAAUUAACGAUGUUCUGAAGAAGUACAAUCUUGAUUUUCAAAUAAUAACUGGUAACGAAGGUGACUUUUUCGAUAUCACAACUGAAGGAGCGCUAAUACUCGUUAAGAGGCUUGACAGGGAAUCACAGGAUUCAUAUACCCUUGGGCUAGCUGCCGUCGAGCAAGGAAAAAUGUUAUCUUAUAAGCAAAAUAAGACAUCCAUAGUGAUAUUUGUAACAGUUACGGACGCAAAUGACAAUGCUCCCAUAUUCUCAAUAAAUAGCUAUGAACUUACUGUAACUGAAGAUGUCAAAAUUGGAUAUUCCUUAACACAGCUGUCUGUGACGGACUCUGAUUUAUACGGGACUCCUAAUUCGGCUAUUAUCUACAAUAUAACAUCGGGAGACGAUAAUAAAUUGUUCUACGUACAUCCAACAACUGGAGUUUUAACUGUUAACCAGACUCUCGAUUAUGAUACGGGAAAAACGAAAUACAAAUUAGUUGUUGUUGCCUGUGACCAAGGAGUUCCAUGUUUAUGCAGCGCUGCCUACAUUGAUGUCGGUAUCCUCGAUGUGAAUGAUAAUAUGCCAGCCUUUCCUGUUAAUGAGUACUUUGAGAGUAUUGCUGAAAACGAAAGGGUCGGUACGUCAGUUUUCACAGCAAGAGCAACAGAUUUAGACAAGGGUAAAUAUGGAACUCUGAAUUACUCGAUAGGACCUACAACAACAAAUUACAAUAAAAAUGAUGAUUCUUGGAAAAUGUUCCAAAUAGAUCCAAUCAGCGGGCUAGUUAAUACAAAUGCUGUUUUUGAUUAUGAACAGAAGAACAAGUAUGAAUUCUCAAUUAAGGCUUCGGACAUGGGAGGGAAAAGUUCAACUGUAAAAGUGAGAAUCGAUGUCGAAAGCCGAGAUGAAUUUUAUCCUCAAUUCACCCAAAAGACUUAUAAUUUCGGAGUCCCCAAAUCGGGAUCACUGCCAGCGGGAUAUGUCAUCGGACAGGCAACAGCAACCGAUAGGGACAAAGGUAUCGAUGGGCGUAUUGUUUAUCAACUGUCUACGUCACAUUCUUACUUUAAAAUAAACAGAACUACCGGUGUGAUAAUUUUAAAGAAGAAAGUUGACUCUGUACAUACUUUAUUCGGUGGAGAUAAAUCGAUUAGUUUAGUGGUUACAGCUAGUUCUGGUCGCCAAGGAUCAUUGACAAAUAAAACCGCUGUAGAAAUACUAUUAGACCCGGCCGCCGUAAUAUCGGAUGGCACGAAUAUACUCAAUGACCCAGCAUUAGCUCAAAACAGUGGUUUAUCUGAUUGGGCAUUGGGCUUGUUGAUAGCUUUUAUUUUUAUCAUUAUAAUUUUCGCAGCGGCAUUUUUGUUCUUACACAUGAAAAAUAAGAGACACAAAAAAGAAAAUAAGCCAGGUUUAAGUUCAGAAGGUGUAGGAGCGACAAAUAGCUACGUAGAUCCUAGUGCGUUUGAUACAAUACCAAUCCGCAACACUGGUGCAGUAAAUCCAGGGAACCAAUUUGCCCCACCGAAGUAUGAUGAAAUACCGCCAUAUGGUGCUCAUACAGCUAGCUCUAACUCUGGUGCUGCAACUACCUCUGAAUUAUCCGGAUCUGAUCAAUCAGGUUCCAGUGGUCGGGGCUCAGCUGAGGAUGGAGAAGACGGUGAAGAUGAAGAGAUAAGAAUGAUUAACGAAGGACCACUUCAAAGAGAAAGACAAGCAAAUGGAGUAGACGACGAUAACUUAUCUGACGUUUCUGUACAUAAUACUCAAGAAUAUUUAGCACGUCUUGGCAUCGUUGAUACUGGAACCGGUGGAGCGUCGACUUCUUCGCGAAGAUGUUCUGAAAACGUUGCAAACAAAGACACAAUGUUGCACCAUGGUGGUAUAGAUAAUAUGCAUAACAUUUUUGAUGAAGACGGACCCCAUGAAAAUGAUAUAACCAACUUAAUUUAUGCCAAAUUAAAUGAAGUGACGGGAAGUGAUCGAGGUAGUAGCGCAGAUGAAGCCAGUGCAGCCGUUGACAGAGCAAUGGCGUUGGGAGCAUUUCCUAGUGCACCAGGAGAUAACACUGCUGUGCCUACAGCAGGCCCUUCCAUGACGGGUAGUUUAAGUUCCAUAGUCCAUUCUGAAGAAGAAUUAACUGGGAGCUACAAUUGGGAUUAUUUACUUGAUUGGGGCCCUCAAUACCAGCCUCUUGCUCACGUUUUCUCCGAAAUAGCUCGUCUAAAGGACGACGCUGUAUCUCUACAGAGUGGUAAUAGCGGUGCAUCUAGUGCUAAAAGUAAAGGGACUUCAAUAUCAGGAGGGAAAAGUGUACCCCCACCUUUAUUAACGACUGUUGCUCCUAGGAGUUGUCCAGCUCCUUCAUUGUCUUGUAGGCAACCCCAACAUUUAUUACCUAGAUCACCUAUAAGCCACGAUGUUCCUGGUGGAUUUUCAGCUGCUGCAGCGAUGUCUCCUUCAUUCUCACCGUCUCUAUCUCCAUUAGCCACUAGAUCCCCUUCUAUGUCCCCAUUAGUUGGGCCAGGUCUUCCUCCCGCCCCCGGUAAUAGAAAACCCCCUCAUUCUACUAUGAGACUAUAAUCUAAGACCAGUCUAUAUAACUUUAAUUGUACAUAAUAACGACUGUUUGCCUUCUAAGUAUUCGAUUAGUAUAUUUAUUGAUUACCGAUGUAAUCGGGUUAGUUAUUAUUUGUAGUAUCAUUUUGUGCAUGUUAUUGUAUUGUAUUUUCCUGGAUAUGCUCAAAGUGAUUUUAAGCGCUUAUUACCGAUUUUGCGGUAAAUGUAAAUAACUCGAUUCGGGUCCUAACUUUAACUGUAUAUAUUAGUCUGUAAAUUUAGAGCCUUGUAUAGUAUAAAUUGAAGACUGCCAUGUUAUACGUAUUAGAAAACAAAUCAGCUUUACUGUAAGCUAUAAGUAUAGGUGUUCCACUAGGCUUGAUAUUUUGCUAUUUUUGUAUAAAAUCACGAUUCAUUUCAAAUUUAUAAGAGUGCAUAAUCUUUAUAUAAUUAAUUCACCGUCUGAACAAAGUUCUUUUUGCCUUCAUUAUCUACUUGAAUAUUGUAAUUAGAGCAAUUUUAAUACUGUGAUUUUCGUCUUAACAUAGCACUCCAUUCGUAAUAUUUAACAAAAUAUGUUAUUCUUAAAAAUUUAUCCCAUAGACAAUAAAAUAUUGCGAGUGGGGUGAUCGAGUGUAAAUAAUUGUAUUUUAUAAUAAUUUCCCAAUGACUGUACGUGUUGAUGUGAAGAAAAAUAAUAAAACUGUACAAUUUGC
This is a messenger RNA of Zerene cesonia (dogface butterfly), 10911 nucleotides long. It is a transcript of the gene ds, whose product is annotated as protein dachsous. Gene Ontology annotation, cellular component: plasma membrane; catenin complex; adherens junction. The record is from RefSeq and is a predicted model, not a curated record. Gene Ontology annotation, biological process: calcium-dependent cell-cell adhesion; cell-cell junction assembly; adherens junction organization. Gene Ontology annotation, molecular function: calcium ion binding; cadherin binding. Lineage: Eukaryota; Metazoa; Arthropoda; Insecta; Lepidoptera; Pieridae. The transcript is spliced from 16 exons. Bases 227 to 10219 code for a protein of 3330 amino acids.